Molecule: messenger RNA, 834 nt
Organism: Geodia barretti
Lineage: Eukaryota; Metazoa; Porifera; Demospongiae; Tetractinellida; Geodiidae
Source: the annotation of a GenBank genome assembly
UUGUGGCCGGCUAGGCUGAGCCAGGCCAUUCUGGCACGCUACAGUAGUAGCUCGCAAAAAGAGGAAGGAGAUGGCGAGUUCGGAGGAGAGCGACCAACAGAAGGUCGGGGAGGCAAAAGCUGAGACCGGCGAAAGGUUUACGUUCUUUUUCGGAGCCGAGUCUCCGUUCAGUCAGUGGCACUCUGCUGUGUUCGCCGUGGACGGCGUCGAAUACAACUGCGCAGAGCAAUACAUGAUGCACCGGAAGGCUGGUCAGUUGCUUUAAAACGUGCAGUAUGUCUAGGAGUCUGGCGCUGCCUGCCUGAAGUUUAGCCUGUAGCUCAGGGGGAACGAUGAGUAGACGUCUAUACGCCGAAGACGAGCCACGCCUACUUUUCAGGCGCCCUGACACACUCCAUUUCUCUGCAGUUCUCUUUGCAGACGAGACACUGGCUGCCAAGAUCAUGGCCAGUGACCACCCUCGAGAUCAGAAGGCCCUGGGGAGGAAAGUCAGCAAUUUCAACGAGGAAACUUGGAAAGAAAACUGCAGAGAUAUUGUCAAGAGAGGCAAUCUGGCCAAGUUCUCUCAGAAUGACGAUUUGAGAGCAGAGCUGAUGAAGACCAGAGGAACUACUCUAGUGGAGGCAGCUCCCGGGGACACUGUGUGGGGCAUUGGACUCUCUGCAACCAAUUGGAAGGCACAACACAGACAACGUUGGAGAGGGAAAAAAUCUGUUGGGUGAGAUAUUGACAGAAGUUAGAGAAGAAUUAACUUCGUAAUGAUUUUUCGCUCAUUGCAUAAUUAUAGUAAUACCCACAGUGUACAUAGUCGAGUUGGGCGCAUGAUUGCUAUUA